AUGGCGUCUCGAAAACGCGGCGCGGAAGAACAUCCUGAUGGUGUCGUCAGGGCGGCGAGCAAAUCAUAUUUUGCCGCCCCGCUAACAAACUCUUUGACGUCCGAUCAUCUCAGUCCUCCUCCAAGUCCAACUUCGAGUUGUAGUUGCCAGAAACCCGCCGGCAUGGAACGAAUUUUCGCUCUGUCGCCGACGCCGACUGUCGUCCUCGACAAAGAUUUACGAAUAAUCAUCCUUUCGACUUCCUGGCAGAAGCAGGCCCAUAUCCCCCUGGACAAAGUUCGUGGCAAAUCCUUUCUGGAGACGAUCGGCGACUUGCUCCUGCCAACAGAUGCCGUCACCACCACCCAACUGAUUCAGGGUGCAAUCGCGAGCCGCGAAGAGAAGCGCUCUGAACCCCAGCCAGGGAUCACGGCUUCCAGUUAUUGGCGGGUCCGAGUGGCCCCGAUUUUUGACGAGGACGAACUUCUCUACGUGGUUGUCGAGGGUGUUGACGCUACGGACGAGGUCGACAGAACGCAACAACAGGUCGCCCAACUGUCAUCGGCAGAGACAUAUCGUAUCUUGGUCAGCACCCUUCGAGAUUAUGCCAUCUUCAUGCUCGACGCCAAUGGUUGCAUAGCCACAUGGAACACUGGUGCCAUGCUGCUCAAACAAUACACCCAGGAAGAAAUCGUGGGCAAACAUUUCUCCACCUUUUAUAGCGAAGAGGACCGAAAGGCAAGGAAACCUGAAAAGGAGCUGGAAGUCGCUCUGCGGGAAGGAAAGGUGGAAGAUGAGGGUUGGCGUGUCAAAAAGGACGGGUCCAGGUUUUGGGCAAAUGUCAUCAUUUCUCCCGUCUACCGCGAUGGAGUUUUGACUGGCUUCAGCAAAAUCACCAGAGACCUGACAGAGCGAAAGGCGGGAGAAGCACGACUGAUUGCUGCGUACGAAGAGGCAUCCAGAAUGAAGUCUGACUUCUUGGCUAACAUGAGCCACGAAAUUCGAACGCCGAUGCAUGGGAUGCUCUCGGCCCUGUCGUUACUGAUCGACACAGGACUUACAAACGAACAAAAGGAGCUUGCCGGCAUUAUCGAUGAAUCAGGAGCCAUCCUGUUGCAGGUCAUCAAUGACAUCCUCGACUACUCCAAACUCAGCUCCGGCACAUUUUCACUCAACAAAGAGCUCAUGAACAUUGCGGAGAUUGUUGCCGCAGUCCGACGGUGUUUCAACAUCGGGUCGUCCGAUAAUUUGAGAUUUGAAAUCGACCUGGACCCUCGUCUCCCAACCUUCGCACAAGGAGAUCCUCUCCGCUAUCGUCAGAUCUUGCAAAACCUAGUGUCGAACGCAGUCAAAUUCACCGACAGAGGCUAUGUACGCGUCAAAGUUGCCCUUACCUACGAGGACGAUACCUCGUACGGCCUCAAAACCGAAGUAAUUGAUUCGGGUAUCGGGGUUACCCCCGAGGCGGAAAAUGUCUUGUUCACCCCUUUCACCCAGUUGGACACCUCUUCGACUAAGAGAUACAAGGGCACAGGGCUUGGCCUUUCCAUUUGCAAGAGUUUGGCUGAACUGAUGGGCGGGGUCGUCGGUUAUAUGCGGAAUCCAGAGCACCAAGGAAGCAUCUUCUACUUCACAUCCAAGGUUAACAAACUAGAAGGCUCACCAGCCAAACCACUUCCGAAAGCACCGCUGGACACAGAUCUCAAAAAGUUGGCGCAAACUAAACAUAUACUUCUCGUUGAAGACAACGCAAUCAAUCAGACCAUUAUGGUUCGCCUUUUGCAAAGCUUUGGCUUGGAGAAGGUGGACGUCGCUUCUGACGGCGCGGAGGGUGUAAGAAUGGUAACCCAAAAGCCUCUGGCUUACAGCCUGAUCCUGAUGGACAUUUCUAUGCCCGUGAUGGAUGGUGUGACUGCCACAAGGAGGAUUCGAGAAGCUGGUCACGUGGUUCCAAUAAUCGCCAUGACUGCGAAUGCGUUGAAGGGAGACGAAGAGGCGUAUCUCGCGGAAGGCAUGAACGACUACAUCGCCAAGCCGGUGGACAGAAGACUUCUUAUGGAGUCGCUAGUGAGAUGGUUGCGUUGA
Messenger RNA from Cladophialophora immunda, 2064 nucleotides. RefSeq lists its product as uncharacterized. Gene Ontology annotation, biological process: phosphorylation; phosphorelay signal transduction system. Bases 1 to 2064 code for a protein of 687 amino acids. Lineage: Eukaryota; Fungi; Ascomycota; Eurotiomycetes; Chaetothyriales; Herpotrichiellaceae. The transcript has a single exon. The record is from RefSeq and is a predicted model, not a curated record. Gene Ontology annotation, molecular function: phosphorelay sensor kinase activity.